Messenger RNA from Myotis davidii, 3943 nucleotides. It is a transcript of the gene TRAPPC9, whose product is annotated as trafficking protein particle complex 9. The transcript has 23 exons. Bases 3 to 3473 code for a protein of 1156 amino acids. Lineage: Eukaryota; Metazoa; Chordata; Mammalia; Chiroptera; Vespertilionidae. Gene Ontology annotation, cellular component: trans-Golgi network. The record is from RefSeq and is a predicted model, not a curated record.
GGAUGUGCCCACAACCAAGGGACUGCGCCAUGAGCGUCCCGGACUACAUGCAGUGCGCCGAGGACCACCAGACGCUCCUCGUGGUGGUGCAGCCUGUGGGGGUCGUCUCGGAGGAGAACUUCUUCCGGAUCUACAAGAGGAUCUGCUCCGUGAGCCAGAUCAGCGUGCGGGACUCCCAGCGCGUGCUGUACAUCCGCUACCGGCACCACUACCCGCCCGAGAACAACGAGUGGGGCGACUUCCAGACCCACCGCAAGGUCGUGGGCCUCGUCACCAUCACCGACUGCUGCUCGGCCAAGGACUGGCCGCAGACCUUCGAGAAGUUCCACAUGCAGAAGGAGAUCUACGGCUCCACCCUCUACGACUCCAGGCUCUUCGUCUUCGGGCUGCAGGGGGAGAUCGCCGAGCAGCCGCGCACCGACGUGGCCUUCUACCCCAGCUACGAGGAUUGCCCGGGCGUGGAGAAGAGGAUCGAGGACUUCAUCGAGUCGCUGUUCAUUGUGCUCGAGUCCAAGCGUCUGGACAGGGCCACCGACAAGUCCGGGGACAAGGUGCCCCUGCUCUGUGUCCCCUUCGAGAAGAAGGACUUUGUCGGCCUGGAUACGGACAGUAGACAUUACAAGAAGAGGUGCCAGGGGCGCAUGCGGAAGCACGUGGGGGACCUGUGCCUGCAGGCGGGCAUGCUGCAGGACUCCCUGGUGCACUACCACAUGGCCGUGGAGCUGCUCCGCGCCGUGAACGACUUCUUGUGGCUCGGCGCUGCCCUGGAAGGGCUGUGUUCGGCUUCUGUCAUCUAUCACUACCCUGGUGGGACCGGUGGCAAGAAUGGAGCUCGCAGGUGCCAGGGGGGCUCACUUCCUGCCGAGGCAGCCAACAGACACCGACCAGGCGCACAGGAAGUUCUCAUUGACCCAGGUGCCCUCACCACCAACGGCAUAAACCCCGACACCAGCGCUGAGAUCGGACGCGCCAAGAACUGCCUGAGCCCCGAAGACAUCAUCGACAAGUACAAGGAGGCCAUCUCCUACUACGGCAAGUACAAGAAUGCGGGAGUGAUUGAGCUGGAAGCGUGCGUCAAAGCUGUGCGUGUCCUGGCCAUUCAGAAGCGGAGCAUGGAGGCUUCCGAAUUUCUCCAGAAUGCCGUUUACAUUAACCUCCGACAGCUUUCCGAGGAGGAGAAAAUCCAGCGCUACAGCGUCCUCUCCGAGCUCUACGAGCUCAUCGGCUUCCGGCGCAAGUCCGCCUUCUUCAAGCGCGUGGCCGCCAUGCAAUGCGUGGCGCCCAGCAUCGCCGAGCCCGGCUGGAGGGCCUGCUACAAGCUGCUUCUGGAGACGCUGCCGGGCUACAGCCUGUCGCUGGACCCGCAGGACUUCAGCAAAGGCACGCACCGAGGCUGGGCUGCUGUGCAGAUGCGCCUGCUUCACGAGCUGGUCUACGCCUCCCGGAGGAUGGGGAACCCCGCCCUGUCCGUCAGGCACCUGUCCUUUCUGCUGCAGACCAUGCUGGACUUCCUGUCGGAUCAAGAAAAGAAAGACGUGACGCAGAGCCUGGAGAGCUACACAUCCAAGUGCCCUGGGACGAUGGAGCUCAUCACCCUGCCGGACGGCCUCAGCCUGCCGCCUGUGCCCCUCACCAAGCUGCCCAUCGUCAGGCGUGUGCAACUGCUGAAUCUCCCUGCCAGCCUCCGGCCGCAGAAAGUGAAGAGCUUGCUGGGCCAGAACGUGUCCGCCAAGAGCCCCUUCAUCUACUCGCCCAUCAUGGCCCACAGCCGUGGGGAGGAGCGGAGCAAGAAGAUCGAUUUCCAGUGGGUGCAGGGAGACGUGUGCGAAGUCCAGCUGAUGGUGUACAACCCCAUGCCCUUUGAACUCCGAGUUGAGAACAUGGGGCUCCUCACGAGUGGAGUGGAGUUCGAGUCUCUUCCUGCGGCACUUUCCCUCCCGGCCGAGUCUGGUCUUUACCCAGUGACGCUCGUCGGGGUCCCCCAGACGACGGGGACGAUUUCCGUGAACGGUUACCACACCACCGUCUUUGGCGUCUUCAGCGACUGUUUGCUGGACAACCUCCCAGGAAUAAAGAACAACGGCUCCACAGUUGAAGUAAAAGCUGCUCUGCCCAGACUGCAAAUCAGCACGUCUCUGCCCAGAUCUGCGCACUCCUUGCAACCUGCCUCUGGUGACGAAGUAUCCACGCAUGUGUCCGUCCAGCUUUACAACGGAGAGACGCAGCAGCUUGUCAUCAAGUUGGAGAACAUCGGAGUGGAGCCCUUGGAGAAGCUGGAAGUCACCUCCAAAGUCCUCACCUCCAAAGAAAAGCUGUAUGGCGACUUCCUGAGCUGGAAGCUAGAAGAAGCCCUGGCCCAGUUUCCCCUGCAGCCCGGCCAGGUGGCCACGCUCACUGUCAACAUCCAGGUGAAGCUGGACUUCUCGUGCCAGGAGAACCUCCUCCAAGACCUCAGCGACGAUGGGAUCAGCGUGAGCGGCUUCCCCUUGUGCAGCCCCUUCCGCCAAGUAGUGAGGCCACGUGUGGAGAGCAAGGGCGCGAACCCGCCCGAGGGCAGCAAGCCUGGGGACCCGAGCCACACGAAGGCCCUGGAAGCGAUCCUGAACUUCAAGUACUCCGGAGGCCCAGGCCACGUGGAAGGCUACUACAGGGACCUGUCCCUGGGGCUGCGCGUGGAGGUGGAGCCGUCAGUGUUCUUCACGCGAGUCAGCACUCUGCCGGCCACCAGCACCCGGCAAUGCCACCUGCUCCUGGACGUCUUCAACUCCACGGAGCACGAGCUGAGCCUCAGCGCCCGCGGCAAUGAGGAGCUCAUCCUGCAUGUGGGCGAGUGCCAGCGAAUGGCGAUUCAGGUGGACAAGUUCAACUUUGAGAGUUUCCCAGAGUCCCCUGGGGAGAAGGGACAAUUUGCGAGUCCAAAGCAGCUGGAGGAGCAGAGGCAGGAGGCGCGCGGCCUGGAGAUCAACAGCAAGCUGGGCAUCCGGUGGCGGAUCCCCUCGCUGAAGCGCACGGGCGAGGCCAGCGUGGAGGGCGUCCUGAACCAGCUGGCCCUGGAGCACCUGCAGCUGGCCCCCCUGCAGUGGGACGUGCUGGUGGACGGACAGCCGUGUGACUGCGAGGCGGCGGCCUGCCAGGUGGGCGAUCCCAUGCGCCUGGAGGUGCGGCUGACGAACCGGAGCCCGCGCAGCGUGGGGCCCUUCGCCCUCACCGUGGUCCCCUUCCAGGACCACCAGAACGGCGUGCACAACUACGACCUGCACAGCGCCGUCUCCUUCGUGGGCUCCAGCACCUUCUACCUGGAUGCGGUGCAGCCUGCGGGCCAGUCGGCCUGCCUCGGGGCCCUCCUCUUCCUCUACACGGGCGACUUCUUCCUGCACGUCCGGGUGCACGAGGACAGCACAAGCAAGGAGCUGCCGCCCUCCUGGUUCUGCCUGCCCAGCGUGCACGUGCGCGCCCUGGAGGGCCAGGCCUGAGCCCGGGUCCGGCCUGUGCUGUGGGGGUGCCCGGUCUGGCCCCCCAGCCUUUGUUGUAGCUCCUGUCCCUCCUCCAGCUCAGCUCCAGCCCCAGCCCCCUUAAUCCCUUUUUCCUGCAGCACCUUUUCUGGGCUGUGCCAAGUGUGGAGACACAGCAGCCUCACCCCUCCCCGCACUGCCCACCACGGACCCUUUGCUGGAGCCUGGCGCUAAGGCCGAUGCUGCCCAACCCCAGGGGGCGAGGCUCACCUACCCAGCUGGGACCCUGCACCUUGGGAUCACAGCCCAGCCAGGGUGGGCCUGCAGAGACGCCCAGGCCUCAGAAUCCCCCAGGGCUGGCCCUUCUCCCUGAGCCCCCGAGGCAUCCCCUGUGCCAGAUGCUGGGUAGUGUCCGGGCGGGGCCCCAGGGACCAUGGCCUGUGUGUAUCUGUGUGUCUGUGACAAGUUCUCCAAUAAAGGGCCUGCCUGGC